AUGGCUGCGGUUUUAGCAUCGUUCUACGAGCAGGACACUUCUACUCAGAGCGAUUACCCCGAAGACGACGGUGAAUCUGCUGGUAGGUUGCAUCAGCCUCCUGGUAGCUCAUUCGGUGCCGACUCUACAGAGGAGGAACUUAGUGAGGAGGCGGAGGAAGAGAAUGAGAGCAGAUGGCGGUCGGAUACGGAAAGCCUACGGAAUGUCAACUACAACAGCCAUGCGAUAUCCGUCCAAAUUCCCAAAAAUGAAAAGCUCUGUACAUCAACGCUUCGACCAAAUGAGCCGCUGGUCCUUCAUUGGAAGACAGCUGGUUCUCGUCACGUGACAGAGCCCAGGCGAACGCAGCUGGCCGAUGAAAAGCAGACACCAGCUGCCGCCGAGGCGGCGCGAAACGCUGUUAGAAUGAUACUGGAGUCUCGUUACGGUGAUUCUAACCGCAAUAUUCCCACACCCUCCAAAAAGCGUGGUGACGAGUCAGGG
Molecule: messenger RNA, 483 nt
Organism: Dibothriocephalus latus
Lineage: Eukaryota; Metazoa; Platyhelminthes; Cestoda; Diphyllobothriidea; Diphyllobothriidae
Source: the annotation of a GenBank genome assembly